Molecule: messenger RNA, 1308 nt
Organism: Lemur catta (Ring-tailed lemur)
Lineage: Eukaryota; Metazoa; Chordata; Mammalia; Primates; Lemuridae
Gene: PCBD2
Product: pterin-4 alpha-carbinolamine dehydratase 2
Exons: 4
Coding region: 26-418 (130 amino acids)
Biological process (GO): tetrahydrobiopterin biosynthetic process
Molecular function (GO): 4-alpha-hydroxytetrahydrobiopterin dehydratase activity
Source: RefSeq, a predicted model, not a curated record
GGCGGGCAGCCCUCGGCGGGCGGCCAUGGCGGCGGCGCUCUGGGCGCGGGGGGCGCCGCGGGGCUUGUGGGCGGCGCUGCGGGGCUGCAGCCCGAGGCUCGCGGCCAUGUCAGCAGAUGCUCACCGGUUGACAGCAGAGGAGCGGGAACAGAUGAUACUCGACCUUAAAGUAGCAGGAUGGUCGGAAUCAAGUGAGAGAGAUGCCAUCUACAAAGAGUUCUCCUUCAAAAAUUUUAAUCAGGCAUUUGGCUUUAUGUCCCGAGUUGCCCUACAAGCAGAGAAGAUGAAUCAUCACCCAGAAUGGUUCAAUGUGUACAACAAGGUCCAGAUAACUCUGACCUCGCAUGACUAUGGUGGAGUGACCCAAAAAGAUGUGAAGUUGGCCAAGUUUAUUGAAAAAGCAGCUGCUUCUGUGUGAUUUCUCCCCAAAUGCAUGUAAAAUCUUAUAUACGUCUUAGCUACAAUGUAUUGUGAAGGCAAUUUGCUUAAACAAAUUAAGUUGUAAACUGAGUUCACCUUUAUAUGCUACAUUUUGUAAAAUCAGUGCUUAAAUAGAAAAUGAUUUAAACUUGAGCUUGAGGUACUUUUCAGUAUAUCUAAUGACAUGUAUAAGAUAAACCAACCCAGGUAAUAUUCAGAAAGAGAAAUGGCAUUCUCAAAGACUAGAAGUUGGGAUGGGAGAGUAUUCACACAUUUUAUAAUUCAGAAAUUCAAACAAUUAUGGUGACUUUACAAAUGCAUUGUUGUAAGGUAUUGGAGAAUAAUUGUAACGCGGAAAAAGAAUUAGGAACUCUGCAGGUAAUGGGUUUUAACCUCAUAUAACAAUUCUUAUGACACUAAAGUUGAUUUGGAUAGUAGCUGCUCUUACUACAUAAGUCAUCAGAUUAUAAAAGUCACAAAAAUUAGAUGAGCUAUCUUGGUAUGUUUUGUCUUUACUUUUUGGACAGGGAGUCAAAGGAAGAGGACGUCUCGUCCGUGGUGUCCAGAAGGUGUGGCAAUACAAGGAUUCACUGUCUCAGUAACCAACUUGCUAGGUCAUGAUUUGACUUACUGAGUUGAGGAGGUCCAAAGGGUCACUUUUUUUCAUCAUUUGCUUAUUGUGACCCCUGUACUGAAGGUCUACAGUCACUGAAGCUAGAAGUCACUUGGGUGUUAUCCAAUAAUGAGCUCUACUUGCUCCGUAUGACACUGUCAGGCAUUAAAGGUACCCUGUUAUUUAAAAACUGCAAUAACAAUGUUCUUUGAAGGAACUCAGGAAUGUACUUACUAAUGAGACUGUGAUACAGAUUAAAAGAGCAUAUAUAUUUA